UCAGCCACUUGACGUCUACUUUCAAUCGUAUUUAUCACGCUCUACUUACAAGCGUCGAGUGAUUGUAAUUACACUUUUACGUGAAACCUGAGUUCAAUAAUCAGUAUGAGUGGUGAACCUCAAGCGAAACGCACCAAAAUGAGCGUCCUCGAUCAAUUAAAACAAUACUCCACGGUGGUGGCCGAUACCGGCGACUUUGAAGCUAUGAAGGAGUACAAGCCAACAGAUGCAACUACAAAUCCCAGCUUAAUAUUGUCAGCAGCUGCUAUGGAACAGUAUCAACACAUUCUUGACAAAGCAAUCAAAUAUGCCAAAGAAGCCGGCAGUACUGUGGAGGAGCAAGUUGCUGAGACACUUGAUAUGCUCAGUGUUUUGUUUGGUUGUGAAAUAUUGAAGAUCAUUCCCGGUAGAGUCUCCGUUGAAGUUGAUGCAAGAUUGUCCUUCGAUAAAGAUGCAAGCAUUGCAAAGGCUAUCAAACUGAUUAACAUAUUUGCCGAGUAUGGUAUCAAAAAGGAACGCAUUCUUAUUAAGUUGGCAUCUACUUGGGAAGGAAUCCAGGCAGCUAAGGAACUUGAGAAGAAACAUGGCAUUCAUUGUAACUUGACCCUUCUGUUUUCCAUGUACCAGGCUAUUGCUUGUGCUGAAGCUAAUGUUACUUUAAUUUCGCCUUUCGUCGGAAGAAUAUUGGACUGGUAUGUUGAGCAUACAAAGAAGACUUACGAAGCUAAGGAAGACCCUGGCGUUUUAUCGGUAACCCGCGUCUACAACUACUACAAAAAGUUUGGAUACAAAACCCAAGUAAUGGGCGCGUCUUUCCGCAACACAGGCGAGAUCCGCGAGUUAGCUGGAUGCGACCUCCUCACUAUCAGCCCCAAACUCCUGCAGGAGCUGGCUGCCAGUGAACAACCCUUGAAGAGAGUUCUGGACCCUAAACUGGCUGCUCAGUUGGACAUGGAGAAGGUCUCUCUAAAUGAGGCUCAGUUCCGUUGGCAUCUAAAUGAAGAUCAGAUGGCCACCGACAAAUUGUCAGAUGGCAUCAGGAAAUUUGCAGCUGACACCAGAAAAUUGGAGACUCUGAUCAAGGCUCUCCUGGCUAAGAAGUGAAGUUCUCUUCCUAUGGGUGAUUAAUUUGGGUUAUAGUGGCACAAUUUAGACUUAAGCGAAAUUUUAUUAUAAGAAGUAAACAACAACAAAAUUAAAAUCUUUUUACCAUGGUUUUCACUUGUUUAUAUGUCUACACAUGUUGUUUUAUAUUGUUUUUUUUUAAUAGAUUUACGUUUUUGUAUAAUGUAAUUGGGACCAAUGACUGUUGAUACAUUCCUGUACAAAACUUAUAUUGAAGGGUAAAAGAAUAUUAAAAAUAUUUUCAAAAAAA
This is a messenger RNA of Trichoplusia ni (cabbage looper), 1375 nucleotides long. It is a transcript of the gene Taldo, whose product is annotated as probable transaldolase. Gene Ontology annotation, cellular component: cytoplasm; intracellular anatomical structure. Lineage: Eukaryota; Metazoa; Arthropoda; Insecta; Lepidoptera; Noctuidae. Gene Ontology annotation, biological process: carbohydrate metabolic process; pentose-phosphate shunt, non-oxidative branch; pentose-phosphate shunt. Gene Ontology annotation, molecular function: transaldolase activity. The transcript has 7 exons. The record is from RefSeq and is a predicted model, not a curated record. The coding region runs from base 106 to 1104 and encodes 332 amino acids.